This is a messenger RNA of Aspergillus nomiae NRRL 13137, 1470 nucleotides long. RefSeq lists its product as uncharacterized. The record is from RefSeq and is a predicted model, not a curated record. The transcript is spliced from 12 exons. NCBI's taxonomy places the organism in Eukaryota, Fungi, Ascomycota, Eurotiomycetes, Eurotiales, Aspergillaceae. The coding region runs from base 1 to 1470 and encodes 489 amino acids. Gene Ontology annotation, molecular function: monooxygenase activity; iron ion binding; oxidoreductase activity, acting on paired donors, with incorporation or reduction of molecular oxygen.
AUGGAUCUAGGUCUGGAGAUCCGUCCUUGUUAUCUAAAUGCCACCUUACUCAUAGCCUUGGUCAUGGGAUUGUAUGCCUGGCGGAGUUACAGGAAGUGCCCUGUGCGAACGCCGCCAAUUGUAUCACUUACAGAGGACGAGAGGAAGAAUGACCUCCUUGAAGCAUUGGAAAGGCAAAUCCAACAAUAUGGUCCAGUCAUUGGGUUGCGCCGAGAUGGGAGAGUUGAAUACAUCGUCUCCGAUGAACUAACACCCCAGGUGUUGACAGACGAUGCAGUGUUUAGCUUCGAGCUAGGGAUAGCGAAGAUCUUGAACCUUGAGUUCCUACGCACAUUAUUCGGCAAUUCCAUCUUUCACGAUAUUGACUCCGUGGUUAAUACCCUCUUGACAAAGCAUUUGGACACGAUGAUCCACCGCGUAUCUCCUAUAUUCGAGAGGAACAUGGCUGAACUCCUGGAAUCCCACUCAGAAGACUCUAUUAGCUUCUUAACUCAUCUGCAGAGGACGGACAUAAUACAAUCAUUUGACAGAGACAUCGUGGUCGAUACUGCCGAAGGCGUGGCGGAACUGAUAGGGACUUUCCGGAGUCGCUCGAUGCUAGCCCAAUAUUUCCCUGUCCUAUGGCAAAUAGUAACAUGGAUGAAAGUUGUCAUAUAUAAGGUCGUAAUCCGGUUCGGCCUCGCAUUUGGACCUCUCAUAUGGAAGCAGACAUCGGCUGCUUUGCAGGACUCCAACAAGAAGUCUUUAAAACCCGAUAUAUCUCUCCUCCGGAUCCUGGUCCAAACAAGUGGAGCUACGAACGGCCGUAUAACGCUCAGCUCCCGGCUUUGGAUAUGCGGACUAGUCGUCAUGUUCAUUUUUGCCUCUGUGCAUCAGACGGUCUCAAUCACAAUGUGGACUAUAUUCCAAUUAGCCCUGCGCUCGGAAUAUCAAGAUAUCAUACGACGCGAGAUCCACGACCUCACCGGCCGUGACUCCUCGUCACCAAUACCUAUCUCCGAGCUUGACAUGCGGACCCUCCGCAAGGCUUCACGCACGGACUCGUUUAUCCGCGAAGUGCUCCGGACGAAGGGUGACGCCGUGAACCUGGUACGGAUGGCGCGCAGGGAUGUGCAAAUGGGAGACUACAUCGUUCCGAAAGGAUCCCUAGUGUUGCCACUAGUAUCCUUAUCGAAUCACUCUCCGCGUUACAAUGAUGGCGACCCGAAGAAAUUCGAUGGAAUGCGCUGGGUGGAGAAGCAGAAAGCAGCCUCUACCACUGAUCCCGGGCAUCUUUCAUUUGGGCUCGGUAGGUGGGCUUGCCCGGGGAGGUUUCUAGCUGUUGCGGAAAUCAAACUGGCGGUUUUCGCGCUGCUUGCGGAUAUGCGGUUGGAACUCGUCGGUGGGGUGUAUGAUGUGGCUGAUAAGUUUAAUAUAACGGGUAAUCCACCUGAGGGGGAGUUGGUGUUCAAGCGGAUUUCUGUGCGUUGA